AUGUCAACACCGGACGAGUCUCCGGCCCAGCGAGCCGCACGCCUGCGCCGAGAGCGCCGAGAGGCCAAAAUCAAGGAGGGAGGCUCCGCGCGCUUGGACAAGAUCACUAGCCUCAGCGGUCGCACACCGCAAGUUGACCGUGAAGAAGCCUCGCCAUCCCCUCAGCCUGCAGUCUCUCCGUCUCCUUCCCCUCUACCGCAGUCUCGACCCUCGCCGGGCCCUCAGCCGGAUAUGCAGUCGUCACAACAACAACUUCAGGCGCAGCAGGAAGCCUUCCGCGCCAUGCUCCGCCAGGCAGUCCCCGAGCAAGGCCAGGGUCAACAGUCCAACAUGCAGUCGGCAGAAAACAUGCAGGCGCAACAGGAAGCCUUCCGCGCCAUGUUCCAACAGGCAGCUCCCGCGCAAGGACAGGGCCAACAGCCAGACAACAUGGCGGAGGACCCAACUAUGAAACUUCUUCAAUCCCUGAUGGGAUCCAUGGGAGGCGACCCGAAUGCGCCUGCGCCAGGUGGCCCCGGCGGGGCACCCGGACAGCCCCCGUCUGGAUUCUCACCAGCAGAUAUCGCGGGCGCUCUUGGGGUUCCGCCGUUCCUCGCAAACAUGCUGGGUGGUGGUCAACAACUGACUGAGGCGGAGCAGAAGACCGUUCGGAUAUGGAAGACGCUGCAUGUCCUCUUCGCACUCGGCAUGGCUUUCUACUCGCUGUUCGUCAUCAGCGCGUCUGUUGCAAUGUUCGGAAGUGCCCCGCCCAAGCCUGCCACGGCACAGAACCCAUUCUUGAUCUUCGUUACUGGUGAAAUGCUCCUGACCGGUGGCCGGAUGUUACUGGGUGGGAAACAGGGUGGUUUAGGGAUGGUCGUCUCGCUCUUCAGGGAUUUUGUGCGCGAUGGUAGCCUCGUCGUGUUUGCGCUGGGUAUGGGGGCGUGGUACCAUCGCGGAUGGCAGACCGUCGAAUACUGA
Penicillium cinerascens is the source of this 960-nucleotide messenger RNA. RefSeq lists its product as uncharacterized. The coding region runs from base 1 to 960 and encodes 319 amino acids. The transcript has 2 exons. NCBI's taxonomy places the organism in Eukaryota, Fungi, Ascomycota, Eurotiomycetes, Eurotiales, Aspergillaceae. Gene Ontology annotation, biological process: retrograde vesicle-mediated transport, Golgi to endoplasmic reticulum. The record is from RefSeq and is a predicted model, not a curated record.